Messenger RNA from Cordyceps militaris CM01, 6522 nucleotides. Its product is annotated as Ccr4-Not transcription complex subunit (NOT1), putative. Gene Ontology annotation, molecular function: molecular adaptor activity. Bases 1 to 6522 code for a protein of 2173 amino acids. The transcript has 4 exons. NCBI's taxonomy places the organism in Eukaryota, Fungi, Ascomycota, Sordariomycetes, Hypocreales, Cordycipitaceae. Gene Ontology annotation, cellular component: CCR4-NOT core complex; P-body. Gene Ontology annotation, biological process: nuclear-transcribed mRNA catabolic process, deadenylation-dependent decay. The record is from RefSeq and is a predicted model, not a curated record.
AUGGUCCCUCCACCAAGAGCGGGGUCAUUUUCGCCAAAUCCUGCCCAGGCUCUCCAGACCGGCUCCAAUCACUCCCCUCAUCCAUCGCACGCUGGUGUUCUCAGUGCUGGCGCCAGCCCCAGCACCAGCAGUCCGACGGGGGCCAGCUCCCUCACUAAGAUUGUUGUCGCACAAGUUUAUCUCCUCCUCAGCACAAUCAAGGAGGAUAAGGACCGAGCCAAGUGGGAAUUGCAAGUUGAACAGCUCAGAAAACUUAUCGAUGACUACGGCAUGGAAGUCUUCACCAAAUACUUCACUCGACUAGUUGUCGGCAAUGCGCCACAAAUAUUUCCUGGCCUUAACCGGCCAGUUGCCAACCCUGGCAACUACCACCUUCUUGUCAGCGAGAUGCACAAAAUUGCCUACGAACCUGAACAAGCGACCAGAAUUGCAGAGUCUAUCGAGAGCGGAACUGAAGAUAUUUUUCGUGAUUUUGACUUGUCGACGUUCAUGGAGCAAUUCAAGCUUGAUGCGCUCAUGAAGACUCUGCUUGCGCUGGCCUUCAAAAUGGGGUCAAGGGUUGAUCUCAAGACAAAGGCUGACGCGAUUCUAUCGGCAAACUUCAGUACCUUUGUGCACAUGCUCGAGUUACCCGGGGUGCACGCAGAUAUUCACCCGAGCUUCAUGGCCAUGAUCAUCGACCGUUUCCUCCAAUACCACCCUCCAAGCUUUGUUGCAUCCUCUCGAAACAAUCUUCGCAAUGCCAUUAUAACGCGAUACGCGGCGUUGGACACAGCUACUCCUGCAUCGUGUCUGGCUGCAUUAGAUCUUGCGCGCGUUCUGGCUGACAAACCUACAAAUGCAUUGGCGAGGUAUAUACAAAAGACUGGUGCUGAUGUUACUCGUGAUGAAGAGUCCUGUGUUUCGCAUCUGCAAGCACGGCACGGGCAUUUCCAGCUGACACCCGAGCAAGUUUCUUCGGCGCUCACGUUUGUGACUAUCACACAACAACCUGAGCAUGAUCCGUCGGUUCUGGUUGCUGCUGUUCGCCGAAUUGUGCCCAGAACGUUUGAUUGGAACGAUGUCGUGCGGUCAUUCGACCAGCCGACUGCUAGAAUAACCUCUGAUCAACUUCUUCGCUUGUAUAAAGCUCUCCUACCAGUAGCCGAGGAUCCCAAGGCAAACUUCGACAUCCAGCGGCUGUGGGGUGGCACAUGGUCUGAACCAGAGGCUCAGUUAUCUUUCGUGAGUGCCUAUGCUGCCUUGACGCCAGAGCAGCUCGAUGCGACGACGAUCCCGAACCUCCAGCGAAGCAUCGACCUCGACGACUAUGCGAAAUCCCCCCAGAACGUACGCGACAGGGCAGCAAUUGCUCAAAAGCACCCGCUGGUAUCCGUCGCGGCUCUAUCAGGCAUCUUCCACGCUGCGCUCAAUUCGGUCCACUCAUCCCAAACGAUCGAGGCCAAGCGACUAUUUCAGUUUGUUGUGGUUCCGAAUCUCGAUAUAUUCCUUGUUACCGCAUUCGAGAUCCCGAGGGAGUCUUGGGCUGGUAUGGCGGCCGAGACCGUCGGUACAUUGUUCGAACAAUUCUUAUAUAAGAAUUCCGAGAAUUGGGAGUUCGCAUUGGACAGUCUUUGGCGCAAAGAUAAGGAGUGGCCUGGCGAAUUGCCACUUAUUUUUGAGCAUGCAGUCAAGCUCAAGUGGUUGGACACCCUGGUAUAUUUAGGCAACGGGUUCGCUCUUGAUCUGGCGGCUCUUGCUCACGCAGAAGGAUAUGUUGACCUCUCCAAAUGGGCCAAGUACCAUGCAGACCAAGGAGUCGACAUUUCCAGAACACUGAUACAAUUUCUUUUGAUCAAGACCAAUUUGGAAAUUGCGUCGCAACGACCUGACCCUGAGCACAAUAGUAUCAGGGCAGCCACUACCAACCUUCAGGUCCGCACCGUAUCUGCCUUGCUACAGAUUCUCGAGGACUUGAUGCCAAAAGCUCCGGUACCCGAUCUUAUUGUUGUCCAGCGUCAGUGCAUCACAGCUUAUCCGCGGCUGAUCAACUAUGGCGAAGGCUAUGACGAUAUUAUCGAUGCCAACUCGUCCCUCGGCAACGGCCUCCCGUCAGCAGCCAACAACAAGAUGGAAGAGCACUACAAGAGAAUGUACGGCGACGAGAUUCCCGUUCGCACGAUCGUUGAUAUUCUUGAGCGAUACAAGCAUUCCAGGGACAUGCUCGAUCAGGAUGUCUUCGCCUGCAUGAUUCACGGGCUGUUCGACGAGUAUAAUCACUAUGUCGACUACCCGCUCGAAGCUCUGGCGACCACAGCGGUCCUGUUUGGCGGCAUCAUUUCUCACAAGUUGAUUUCCGACCUUCCAUUGAAAAUCGGUCUCGGGAUGGUUUUGGAGGCUGUCCGUGAUCACCGACCGGAUGAGUCGAUGUACAAAUUUGGCUUACAAGCUCUGAUGCAAUUACUCUCUCGAUUCCGAGAAUGGCCGGGAUUCUGCAAACAGCUACUCCAGGUUCCAGGUCUACAAGGCACGGAUGCUUACAAGAAGGCGGAAGAAAUCGUUCGUGAGCAUGAGGAGGAUUUAGCUCGAAGUCGGGGCAGCGGCGGCACUGCCCAAUCGCUGGGCUUCGCUGGCGAUGCUCUUGCAAACGGCACUAUUGACGAUCUUGCCUUCCCCGAUGGGCCUACGGCGCCGUUUUCGGCUAUUGGUAUUGACCCUGUUCCCUCAGGGGCCGGAUACGAAGAUCCCGACGAGGACGAGCAGGGCAAAAUCCAGUUUGUCCUGAACAAUAUCACAGAGCAGACUCUCGAAUCCAUGUGCAUGGAGCUUCGUGAUAUGCUGGAUCACAAGCAUCAACAAUGGUUUGCAAGCCAUCUGGUUGCCGAGAGAGCAAAGAUGCAACCCAACUACCACCAUGUAUACCUAGACCUGGUCAAAUUCUUCGAGGACUCGUCUCUGUGGAGUGAGGUGCUCAGGGAGACCUAUAUCAACGUCGCUCGCAUGCUCAAUUCUGAAGCCACGAUGCAGAACUCGACUGAGCGAACACACUUGAAAAAUCUUGGUGGUUGGCUCGGACUCUUGACACUUGCUCGUGAUAAGCCUAUCAAGCACAAAAACAUUGCCUUCAAACAACUGCUGAUUGAAGCCCACGACACCAAGAGACUCAUCGUUGUGAUCCCGUUCGUCUGCAAGGUACUUCUACAAGGCUCUACCUCGGCUGUGUUCCGUCCUCCCAAUCCUUGGUUGAUGGAUAUCAUAUAUCUCCUAAUUGAACUCUACCAUCACGCCGAGCUCAAACUCAACCUCAAGUUCGAGAUUGAGGUCCUCUGUAAGGGUCUCAGCCUCGACCAUAAAAGCAUUGAACCCUCCGGCGAAAUCCUCAACAGGCCAGUUGCGGAGGAGCCUGCGGCCGUGCUCACCGUCGAGCAACUUGAGCCAUUUGAAGGGAUACCUUUGAACGGCCUUGGCUCUGGCAUCGGUGCCGGGCUGUCUCCCCAAACAGUAGCGCCGACUAUCCCCGACUUAAGUGCGCAGAUCACCAUACCGCCCACAAAUGAAAUGGUGGUCAGUACCACCAGGUUGCAUGAAAUCGCCCGAAACGCUGUCACCCGCGCCUUGCACGAUAUUAUCCAGCCUGUUGUCGAUAGGUCAGUUACAAUCGCUGCGAUUUCAACGCAACAAAUGAUCCGAAAAGACUUCGUUUCCGAGCCAGAUGAGAACCGAAUUCGGCUCUCUGCGAUCAACAUGGUCAAAGCAACCGCUGGAAGCCUCGCUCAAGUUACUUCCAAGGAGCCUCUUCGAGCUAACAUGACUAAUUACAUGCGCAAUCUCUCAAACGAUCUUCCAUCUGGUCUUCCGGAAGGCACGAUCAUCAUGUGUGUUAACUCCAACCUCGAUCUUGCCUGCAACAUCAUUGAGCAGCAAGCUGAAGAGCGGGCUGUGCCAGAGAUUGAGGAUCUUCUCGAGUCUGAUUUUGAGGCCAGACGCCGAUACAAGAUUCAGCAUCCAAACGAGUCCUCGUACCCAGCCAACAUCAACCGCUGGGCGAUGACCAUACCUUACCCAUUCAAACUGUCUCCCAAUAUGCCUGGACUGAACCCUGAGCAAAUGGCCAUCUAUGAGGACUUCGCCCGGCAGCCCCGGAACACGGCGACUACAACUACAUCAGGCGCAAAUCAUGAGCCCUCCGCCUCUGAUGCGACGAGAUCGCUUGCCAAUGAAGUGCUACAAGAGCCCUUUGGUAAUAUGCCUAAUAUUCCCACUCCUGCAGAGACACCGUCACUUCAGCAACUCGGCUCGCAGAUGCAACCCUAUGCUUCUCUCCAAAGCACCGCGGGAAGCAUGUCGAACGGACGGGCUAACAACUUUCCCGUGGAAGCUCAUGGUCUGCCAGAGCGCUUAAAUAAGUUGUUGCAAGAACUUCUUCGUGCCGCCGGCGAGGCCCGUGAGGAGCACUUUGCCGACUUACCCCGCCCCCACCAAGUUCUUGACGUUGUCGAUGCGCUGGUUCAGUUGCUCAUUAAGACGUCUCAGAGCUCAGACGAAUUUCCCAUCUAUGCUGCGGAGCAGAUUACUGGUGUAAUUUUCCAGCAGGUCGAGGACAACCUUACUCUGGAGAGUCUUGUUCACGUUAUGGAGACUUUACGCAAGAUCUCGGGUGCCGAUCUGAACAGCCGUGUGCGCGCUCUAUUUAGUCAGCAGCCAGGAAGCAGCUUCCUUAGCUUGCCCUUACUUGCUGCUCUGACGCGCACUGAUCUUCUCGAUUGGAGAAGCAUCGACCUUGCCAUGUCCAAGGCUCUCGAUGAGAGGAAAGAGGGGUCUCUGGGGUUCCUGGAGCAGAUGUUUGAUCUCGUUCUCCUCAACAGUCGCCCCAUCGCUCUCUAUGCUGAUUUCGUCCGUACUUUGGAAGCAGCCUGGAACUGGAUUAACGCGGACAGCGAAUCUGUCGUCGGCGAGAGACUCAAGGCGAAGCUUGUCGGUGCUGGUAUGUACCAGCCAUCACAAAGCCACGGUAACGAGUCUUCGUCUAGACACGAACAAAUGGAAUAUGUCUUUGACGAAUGGGUGCAUUUGUGUAACAACCAGAAUGCAUCGGGCGCAGCAGUCGAUGUCUUCAUCAAGCGGCUACGCGCCACCCAGGUUAUUCGCAACAAGUCUGAUUUCUUAAUCUUCCUCCGCAGCAGCAUUGACUUGUCCGUUGAACGCUUUGAGCAUUUGAUCCAUGCCGGCAGUGAUGGUUACAUCAUGAUUGAUGCUCUCGCGAAGCUCAUUGGCGUGUUUGUCGGCAUGCAUCAGGACAGCAGUGCAAGCCGUGCGUCAUUUGUCGACUCGGUGCUUGGCAUCACCACUAUGGUGUUGUAUCAUCACCAAACGAAUCGCGGGGAACACCUCAAUCAGAGACUCUUCUUCCGCCUGUUCUCUAUGCUCUUUCACGAACUACAAACCAUCUGCGAUCAGCUACCCGAGAUGGAGUCGAGAGAUAUUAUUCUGACUGUUGCCCGCAGAAUGGAGCCGCUCGGUCCUUUCCAGUUGCCCGGCUUUGCUUUCGGCUGGCUCUCGCUUCUGCAGCACCGAUCUUUCCUACCAAAUUUACUGUCGAUUCCUGAAUACGGAGGAUGGCAGCAGUUUACCAGACUCCUGCGCCAGCAUUUGGAUUGUCUGAGCGAGCAGCUUAAGGCCUUGGGUGUGUCAUCCGUUGCCAAGGAGAUGUACCGAGCUACGCUCAAACUUCUUGUCAUUCUUCAGCAUGACUUUGCCGAGUUUGUUGCGGCGCAUCAUGUGGAUAUUUCCAAGAGCAUCCCACCCCACUGCACCCAGUUGCUUAACGCUGUUCUCGCAGCUCAGCCGCAGCAUGGUUACACCAAGGUGAUCACCAAAAGCAAGGGUGUUAGUGAGCGCGAAGAUUCGAAGGUCUACCCGGGGCUUGUUGAUGAUGCCAAGGCCAUUUUGCAACAAGCAGGGCUCAUUGAGGGCCUCGAGGAAGUUGUCCAAGGCGCCACCUCGGAGGGUAUCAUGGCGCAGAUUGUGCACAGCAUGAGCACUGGAUCGGAUCUUGAAACCACCUUUGGUCAUGUUCCAGUCUCCGCCAACAUCGAUGUCAUCAACGCUGUUGUCAUUUAUCUUGGUAGUCAUGGAGCAGAACGAUUAUUUUCCACCGAGCCGCCGAGGCUCAGCGGCAAGGAGCCGGAAGCUACGGUCUUGUCCGUGCUUGUUCACGAGGUAUCUCCAGAGGCUAGAUACUAUCUGGUGUCGAGCAUGAUCAAUCAGCUUCGAUACGCCAACACGCACACUGAGUUCUUCAGCCAACUAUUGCUCCACAUAUUCGGCAAUGACCUGCAUGAUCCGGAAGACACAGACAUCCGCCAAGAGAUUACAAGAGUCUUGCUCGAAAGACUGAUCGGAUUCUGGCCACAGCCAUGGGGACUGAUGUACACGGUCGUUGAGCUAGUAAAGAACGAGAAAUACAUGUUCUUCGACCUGCCAUUCAUCAAGUCUACUCCAGAGGUGGCGGAACGAUUUGGCAAUAUUCUUCAGCGGGUUUAG